This is a messenger RNA of Yarrowia lipolytica CLIB122, 387 nucleotides long. RefSeq lists its product as uncharacterized. Lineage: Eukaryota; Fungi; Ascomycota; Dipodascomycetes; Dipodascales. The record is from RefSeq and is a predicted model, not a curated record.
AUGCCAACAAGCAGACCGUUCAUUUCGCUGCUGUUUGGAAGCUUCUCCACGUCGUAUCAACGCAACACCACCACACAGACCUCCGCAUCGACAGCCACCGUCACCACCGGCCCCACGUCGCAGAUGUACAAGAUGCUCGACAACCACUCGAUACCUGAGCAGCCCCAGCAGCCGACCCUGACUCAGACACAGCCAGCGGUGCAGACGGCGCAGACGGCGCAGACGGCGCAGCAGGCAAGUGGGACUGCGGACCUCAGCGAAUCGCCACACGACAAGCUGUGGAUUGGAGGCCGAUCAAACGACGGACGGGAAAAGUUCUACCGGCUGGAACCGGCCAAGCGAAGGGCAUCCUUCGAUCGCAUUUCUCUGGAUCAGGUGUCUAUUUGA